CACUUUCCUUUCCCACCAUUUGUUCCCUGUAAUGCUUCAACAUCCCAAUUUCAUCAAUGUACGGACAGUCCCAGCCCAUUAAUGUCUCGGCUCCGAUCUCCGACUCCGGCACCGACGUCUGCGACGAUGUUUCAGCGUCGGCGUCCGGUGAUAAUCACCGAAACAUUAGUUACGACACUCACCCUCUUGACAACGGCAUCGGAGUUGAAGGCGUCACCACCGAUCCCCUGUAUGCAACAGCCGCAGCUGCUUCAGCCUCUGACUUGGCUAUCGUUCAGCGAGCCGACGAUGCAAGCCAGCUCACUCUCUCGUUUCGCGGUCAGGUCUAUGUAUUCGAUGCAAUUACUCUGGAUAAGUUCCACGCGGUGUUAUUACUGCUAGGGGGAUGUGAACUGACUUCAGGUCCCCAUGGUGUUGAAAUGUCAUCUCAGAACCUAAGGGGUGGUUUGGACUUUCCGAGAUCUAAUCAACCACACAGGGCAGCUUCGUUAGAUAGGUUUCGUCAGAAGAGGAAAGAGCGAUGCUUUGAUAAGAAAGUCAGAUAUGGUGUUCGCCAAGAAGUUGCUCUUAGGAUGCAGCGUGAUAAGGGUCAAUUUACAUCUUCCAAGAAGUCUGAUGGAACUAAGAGCUCGGGUACUCAGGACAAUGAUAAACUAUCAGAUACUUCGUGUACUCAUUGUGGCAUCAGUUCAAAUUCCACCCCGAUGAUGCGACGUGGACCAUCUGGUCCAAGGUCUUUGUGCAAUGCUUGUGGACUUUUUUGGGCAAAUAAGGGUACUUUGAGGGAUAUUCCCAAGAAAACUAGGAAUCAUUCCUUGACUCUAGUCGAGCACAGAGAUAGUGAAGCAAAUGACUCAGAUCCUGGAACUGCUAUUCCUACUGCACAAAGCAAUGUAGUUUCUUUCUCAAAUGGUGAUGGAUCUGCACUAAUUGCUGAGCACUAAUUGUCUGUGCUAAUAUGGCCAUUGUUUCAGGUAGAUCUUGAUUAGUAGGUUCCUUCAAACUUGUGCUAUAUGUACAGAUAUCAUAGCUACCUUCAUCUGUAUACAAGGUUUUCUCCUCCUAUUCCUCCGUUUAGGGAACUUUUGCAUGAGAUUACCUCUUUUAGAGGGAAAAAACCCAUUCCGGAUGUAUUACCUAAAGCUUCAUCUAUCUUAGCUUUUAUAAUCUUAUAGGCCUUAUGCACCGGUAUCUUAUCCCUCACAAAAAAUCAUCUUAGAUGAACUAUCUAAGCCUCCUUUAUGUACUAAUCAAAUGCAUAUUAGUUGAUGUAAAAGAUGACUAAUCUUUUUCUGUAAAGAUUAAUUGGACUUCAUAUUUCA
Molecule: messenger RNA, 1322 nt
Organism: Hibiscus syriacus
Lineage: Eukaryota; Viridiplantae; Streptophyta; Magnoliopsida; Malvales; Malvaceae
Product: GATA transcription factor 25-like
Biological process (GO): regulation of DNA-templated transcription
Molecular function (GO): zinc ion binding; sequence-specific DNA binding; protein binding
Source: RefSeq, a predicted model, not a curated record